Messenger RNA from Macroventuria anomochaeta, 2527 nucleotides. Its product is annotated as ser/Thr protein phosphatase-like protein family. NCBI's taxonomy places the organism in Eukaryota, Fungi, Ascomycota, Dothideomycetes, Pleosporales, Didymellaceae. The record is from RefSeq and is a predicted model, not a curated record. The transcript is spliced from 2 exons. Gene Ontology annotation, cellular component: cytosol. Gene Ontology annotation, molecular function: hydrolase activity. The coding region runs from base 237 to 2108 and encodes 623 amino acids. Gene Ontology annotation, biological process: nucleotide catabolic process.
UCAACCCUCGCAUUCACCAUUCGCCCUCUCACUUGUCUGUCACGUGCUCACUGUUAAACCGCGUUUGUGAUCCGCGGUUUCUUGAUUGUAUUCUGUGAGGCUGCGCUAGGUCACACGGAAGGCAGCAUCCAGGCACCGUUUCAGCACCUCGAUGGUCACCUGAACGCGCCUCGAGUAUCCGCCGCGUCCUUCGUCCCAUCGUGCCUGAGCCUUUUGUCGCACAUAGUUCAUUCAGCAUGUUCAAGAGCACAGCGUUCCUGUUUGCGUCGCUCAGAGCGGCGUCCUGCGCGCAGCCAGAGGCUCAGCAGCCAAUAGCAGCGCCUUUGCGUGAGCUACCCUGGGCACAGCUCAACUUCCUGCAUACCACCGACAUACACGGCUGGUGGGGUGGCCAUCUGCAAGAAGCCUCUUUUUCAGCAGACUGGGGCGACUAUGUUUCCUUUGCCAAGCACAUGCGCGACAAGGCUGACGCAGAGGGCGUCGAUCUUUUGGUUGUCGACACAGGUGAUAGAGUAGAGGGCAAUGCCAUCUAUGACUCGUCGAAGCCUCGAGGGAAGUUCACAUACGAGAUUGCAAAGGAGCAGCACAUCGAUCUCAUCAGCUCUGGCAACCAUGAGCUUUACAAAGCAGACACUGCUGAAGGCGAGUAUUACCACACAGUGCGCGAUUUCCAAGGAAGCUACCUGGCCUCAAACUUGGAUAUAUACGACCCCAGGACUGGGUACCUGGAGCCGCUCGCACCGCGCUACAAGAAGUUCACUACGAAGAACCAAGGGAUUCGCGUCUUAGCGUUUGGCUUCAUCUUCGACUUCACAGGCAAUGCGAACAAUACUGUCGUAACAAGAGUAGAAGACACCGUCAAUGAAGACUGGUUCAAGGAAGCAUUGAAAGACGACGACCUCGACUUGAUUGUUGUCUUUGGCCACGUUGAUAUCCGCUCUCCCGAGUACGCGAUCUUGUUCUCUACCAUCCGCGCGGCGCACAACGAUCUGCCAAUCCAGUUCUUCGGUGGACACUCACACAUCAGAGACUACAAGAUCUUCGAUGACAAGUCCGUCGCACUCGAGAGUGGUCGAUACAUGGAAACGCUAGGCUUCAUGUCCAUCGAUGGGCUCAGCACCGGUGGCAAAGACGAAAGUGCAGCCACACCUCAGAAGCCGGUAGUCACCUUCUCCCGUCGCUACAUCGACAACAAUCUCUUCUCACUGCGCCACCACAGCGGCAAAGACGAGAAGACCUUCCCUACCCAGUAUGGCCUCAAUGUCUCAAAAGCCAUCGGUGACGCCAGAGACUCCCUCGAUCUAACAAAGAAGUACGGCUGCGCUCCACGCGAUCUCUGGAUCAGCAGACGCCCAUACCCGCACAAGGAGAGCAUCCUCUCAUGGAUCGAAGAAGAAGUUCUGCCUGACUCCAUCGCCGAAUCGCAGCGUAUCAAGAGUGGCGGCAAAGCACUCGUCAUCCAAAACACCGGCGCUAUCCGCUUCGACGUCUUCAAAGGCGCAUUCACCAAGGACACAAAGUUCCUCGUCUCGCCCUUCACCAGCCCACUGCGACUCAUCAAAGACGUGCCGUACAAGGCUGCUAGCCAGGUCAUCAAGCUUCUAAACAAUGGCGGGCCGAUACUGCUAGAGAUGAUGGAAGCAAAUGCCUUUCUGCAGCCGCCUGAAGUCACCGCAGCACGGUUUCGACCAGACUUGCUGUCAUUCGCUCAAUCGUUUGAGAGCCAGAGUGGUGGUGGUGGUGGUGGUGGUGGUCAGAGUCCCAUGCUUGCCGAGGUACCAGCACUUAUCCCUGGCUACACCACCCACGACGACGCCGGCAUCGACGGUGACGACACCGUUCACUCCAAAAUCGCAUUCUACAACGUGCCAAACUGCAUACAAUCCGCAGUUGGCUUCGACUCGAACAACAAAGAUGAGGAGCCGCAGACUGUGGAUCUCAUGUACAACGGGUUUAUCCAGAAGUGGAUACUCAUGGCGCUGCAGUACAUUGGGCAGAAGUACACGAGCGAUGACACGGAGGUCUAUGCGCAAGGAGAGAGUUUUACGGAUAUCAUGACUGGCUGGGUGGAGAAGCAUUGGGCGAGUGAGGGUGAAUGUCCCAAAUAAGCACAAUGAGAGCCCUAUGAUUCCAGCUUCCCGAGCACCACGCCGCCAGCCUCGAUUGCAAUAUGUAAGUAGCUCAGCCGUGCAACUUUCCUGCAAACCCACACCUGCACAUCAUCAGCGUUCUCCCCUUUCGCAUACGAGUUCACUAUCAACGCAUCCAUCCUGAUGCCCUUGAACUCCCUCGCCGACACCUUCUGCUCAAACGCCAUAUCAAUCCCCGCAAACCUCAUCCUGCGAAGUCGACCAUCGGAUCAAUCGCCGAUCCUCGCUUACAUUCUUGACGCUGGAGGGCAGUGGCGUACCCCUGGUAUUGCAUACGAGGUGGCUCGCAAGUCUGACGAUAUGGUAAAGUGGCGACAGGAGAGCAACACGAGCGACGUGGCAGUGCAGAACCGUAGGUGACUCUUUUUUUUUUUUUU